This is a messenger RNA of Hermetia illucens (black soldier fly), 6928 nucleotides long. RefSeq lists its product as uncharacterized. Lineage: Eukaryota; Metazoa; Arthropoda; Insecta; Diptera; Stratiomyidae. Gene Ontology annotation, biological process: negative regulation of translation. The record is from RefSeq and is a predicted model, not a curated record. The coding region runs from base 1548 to 6161 and encodes 1537 amino acids. Gene Ontology annotation, cellular component: cytoplasm; nucleus. The transcript has 13 exons. Gene Ontology annotation, molecular function: mRNA binding.
GGUCGCCUGUCAUUUAUAUCUAGUGGACUGGUUUGCUUACUUAUCACGGCAGUGAAAUAUGGACUUGCCGUCGCGGCAAUUGUACUGAAUGUACUUUCGCGUUGCGUAGAUAAUGUCGUACCUUUAAGUUGAAGUGCGUGUCGUUCCGUUCCGCGAUGAAAAGCGCGGUGAAUGCUGUGCUUGUUGGCUUGUGACCGUUCAGCUGUCAAAACGGAAAUUGAAGACGUAAUUAUUUAGGAAACACUUCGUGCAGUCGGUUGUUUUGUACGCAAUAUGCUUUAAUGGAGUAAUCUCUUCGUUCCUCACCUUAUUUGACAUUGUUUUUAAGUCACGACGCGAAGGUGAUUCCAAACUGACAUAACCCUCGCGGUUAGACGCAAACGUCAAACGGGACCCUUGCCAGGCUCACGAACACGUAUACGUCAAUGGAACGGAGGUAGAAAAUGGAACAAUUGACGUUUACCUUUUUUGCCAAUCGCGACAAAUGUUCGUUCCGUGCAGCGUAAGAAUUGGAGUUUUUUUCAGUUUUCAUUUUGCUAUCAUGUACAUCGCGAGAACAUCCAGCAUCAAUUCGAAAUAGCUUGACCCCGGUUUUUGUUUCGUACGUGGGUUUGCUAUUGCGGAAUUAACAACACAAGAUGGGUGCAGUGGAGAAACUCUUUAGCGCAAAGCGGUCGCUGGUUAAUAGUUGAUCGCGCUCCGCUUCGUCUUGCAAAGUCGUGCGUAUGUGUGGUUUUUGCGGGACCUGGCUCGAAAGGACAUCACGUAGUUUUCAGAGUUCUACAUCACACUUCCACGCUUGCGAAAGAGUUCAAACCGCGAAUUAUCAGGAUCGACUCACGGCGUUUUACUUCUGGUUGCCAGCAACGUCGCCACCACUGAUAGUUGAACCGCGUCCAGGUAAGCAAAUAACUGGAGACCCAGCACCUCAGAAGGCGCCGCUUUAAGACACCUCUCCCUGACCAGGACUUAUUACGACUGCCAGCGGCCAACUGCAAGAGACAAGGAACUCAUCAUUGUUCGAGGAAAUAUAUAAUUUUUAUCUGUGAUAUUGACUUAAAACCAUUAAUUAUUGUCGAAAGAAGAAAUUAAGCAAAAUAUACAUAAUAAGUAAGAGGAUAUAGUGGAGAAAUUCAGCAAAGGAACGAUACACAAACACUGAUGAGAGAAAAGUUCACAUUCAACAAGUUGGAUAAAGUAAGGUUUACUGUUUAGGUUCUGCUACCGUUAGAAACCAAACCGCACGAAGUACUCAAUUGGAGAUCACUCGGCCAAUCCUGCAGCCGCCAUAAUUGACCACUGGAUCAUCCGAACGCUGAUUAAAAUCAUGUAAAUUAAAUGUAAAUAGAAUCCAUCUUAGCAAAUUCUCAGCACAGUACAACGCUGCUGGCUUCAUUCCUGCUACUUACUGUCGUCAUUCUUCAUCAUUCAAAGUUGAACAACGAACCUCCACAGUGUCUAUCAUUAUUGGAUUUUCUGGUCGAUCCAAAAACACUGCCUCGUGAGCAGAAUAUAAAACCGUCCGGAUCGCUUAUAACCACGAGUCGAUGAUGAAUUCGUCUGCAUCCUCGUCUUCAGUUAACAGUGGAGGUGGGAGUGGCGGGACUGCUGACGGUGGAGAUGGCAGUGAUACUGCCUCAGGCGGUGGGGGUGGUGGCGGCGGAACGGGGUCCGAAAUUGACAGAGGCGGUAGUUUUGUCACAUCUAACUCAACGAGUAUGAUCAAUAAGAGUUUCGUGCUGAGGAAGCCAACCCAAACUGGAAACAUGCAGCAUUCCACCGAUCUUCAUCCCACAACAGACGAGCACAUUUACAAAAUGGCGCCGGAAGCUGUUGAUCCUGCUAUACUGAGCCGUGGCUCUUUGUCUUUGCGACGGUACACACGUUCAGCGCUUUUAAUAUUGCGAGACGACGCUCUGUCCAAAGUUCGUCCUGAGUGUACGAAUGAUCCCCGUCUAUCCAAUCUAGGAUUUUGGCGACUGCCGGACUCGUCGUCGACAUUGUCGUAUUCUUCUACAAGCAAUUCACAUGGAACGGGAGGCGGGAUCUCAGUAAGCGGAAAGAGUAGCGGAGUUGGUGGCAAUAGUAGUAGCGGUAACAGUGGCGGCGGUGUCAACAAUUCCGGCGGAGGUAGAAUCUUAUUUGGGGUGUCGAAUUCAAAUGCUGGCGGCAACUCAAAAAGUGUCAUGGAUCAUCGAAGUAUAUCCUCGUCACAUUUGAUGCCAGCUUUUAUGAAACGGCGUGCAGUGAUACCGAGCGCAUCAACCCUAUCCAACAAUAAUUCGUCUUCCGGCGGUGGUGGUGUCGGUGGCUCGCCAAUGCUUCAAUCAAACGAGGCCUCGAAGGACUCUUCGAUUUCACAGAGACAUCGUAAAGACUCACAGCACCAGCAGAUGUCACAACAAGACAUAAUCCUUUCUCCGCAGCGAAAGUCAAUAAACAUGGGCUGUCAAAUGCCUGCCUCGGCCUCUAAUCAAUAUCCAGAUCGUGACCUACAAACAUCAUUGCGAGAGCGGCGGAUUGGCAGUGGACGAUUGCCACCGCGCGAUGUUAAUUGGGAUUAUAGACCUGAAAAGGAGGCAAUGACGGCAGUGAAUAACGAGAACGAGAACUAUAACAACAGCGGUCCCGCUAGGUUAAGUGGGAGUCAAAACAUAGGGUCAUACCGGAAUAUACCAGGGGGAAGCGGCAAUAGUGGUCAGGAAUUUCGUGAGCAUCGUUUUGAUCGGCGGUCUUUUGGUCGAAACAACUCCGGAAGCGGCGGUGAUUACCUGGAGCGUGAUAACCGCGACGGGAGCAACAAUAAUGUUCGACGCUUUAUUUCUUCUCUGGCUGGUAAUUCGUCAGGCGGGCACGGUGCAGGACACGGAUAUUCAGGAAACGAGCGCCGUUCUAAGCAGUACAAUGACUCACGGUGUGAUGAACCGGAAUGGCUUAAUGCUGGUCCCAUAUCACAAGACGACACAAUUGAACUACGCGGCUUUGAUGAAGCUGAAGACAUGCCCAACUAUCAUCAUUAUGAAAAGGAGGAUAACACACAUGGAUAUAAAUCGUAUAAAUCAGGCGCUAGUAAUUCCAAUCAUAAUCAGUCUUCAUUGGGUAAGGAGACUCACUCAUUGAAAGAUGGCGCUCGAGAAGUUGAGAACGAUGAUCCCCAUCCUGCAACGAAUCAUCAAACCCCGCCACCAGCAAGAAGUACGCCCACUAAAAAUGCUCACGAUACCAACAACAACAUGAACAACAAUGUACCCUCUCAGCCAUCUGAAAGUAGCGACAGUCAUAGCUCGACUGUUGGGGAACGAAAUCAGAAUUCAGAAGAUCGGGACAGCAAGCACAUUAAUCUAAACUUUGAUGAAAUUCUCAAGAUGGAAUCGCUAAACGACAUACUUGCAGGUGACAACAACAAUCGCAAGAGCGGCUCAUCUCGAUUCAGUCAAUGGUUUAAACACUCAAGUCCGACAAACCAGACUAAUAUGGGCAGACAUUCGGACAGUCGUCGAUCUUCGCUGCAUGAAGAGCUAAACAACAUGAUAAAUGUUGAAUCCAAUCAGCAACCCUAUUUGGGAAUGGCUGGUGGCACUGCCUCGCAUCCCCAGCAACAGCAGCGUAUCCACACGACUCAAAAUCAACUACAUCCAGAUAAUAGUGGUGAUAAGUAUUUCGUACCGAUUUCACCAGCAGCCGGAGCAAACAGUCGUCAGCAGUCAUCCACUAAUCAUCCUUUGCUGGACUUUCUACUCAAAAACAAUUUGCUUGGUCAAAACACUCAGGCUAUCCCAGGGGCCGGUAUACCUAGCAGUGGAGGAGCUGCAGCGAUUCCCAGUGUUGAGGAGCUUGAAGCCCGUAUGCGGAAAAAUGAGCCUCUUGGAGAUGCCGUGGGUUUCCAGCAGCCAUCCCAAAAUCAAUUCAACAAACUGUCAUCAAAUGUUGCCCCGGUAACGCAUCACCCAAAUCAUUCCCAGCAACCGCAAACGGGCCAGCAAGGGCUCGUCGGGCAUCAAAAUCACAGCUCACCACCACCUCAACCGCAGGAAAUAGAAAUCUUUAAAAAAAUUAUUAAUGCAUUACAACAGCAGCAACACCAGCAGCAACAACAGCAUCAGCAACAGCAUCUACUUAUUCAACAGAUGCUGUUGGGCCGUGCACAGCAACAACAGCAACGAUCAAUGCAACAGCAGUUCCAUGCACAACAACAGCAGCUACUCCAAAAAUUCAUGCAAAUCAAUAAUAACAGUCAAGUCAAUCGAAAUGAUUUGAACAAGCUUCCCGAAGCUCAAAGCAUUAUUCAGGGUAUCGCUCGUGGCGAGAUCACCCAAAAUUCUUUACUUCAACAAUUAGCUAGUACAUCGGUGUCGGUGCGCGAUCGUGAAAUAAUCAUUUCCGUGCUUAAUCAUUUCACUCAACAACAGCAACAUUCUAAUACUUCGCCCGUGCGCCCAGUGAUUUCACCAUCCACUACUAUUCAGCAGCAACUCCAACUCCAGCAACACUUAACCAAAAACUGUAAUAACAACUCGACCGGAUUAUCCGUUGCUGGCAAUAAUUGCGGGAACGGAAACACUACUAGCAGUGACAAUUGCGGUAAUAAUAAUAGCACCAUAGGUAAUGGUGGAGGAGGUGGUAAUGUUGCUAACGCCGGUUCCACCGCGACUUCCAAUCUAUUAUGUUCCCCAGCUCAAAAAGCACCGCCAGCGAUUGUGCAUCAACCACCUCCAACUGCUCAGUCUUCGAAUGAUAUUCUGCAAUCACAUCUUCUAUUUCAACAGCAAACCCAAAAGUCAUUACGUCUCUCACCGUUACCUAAUGGACUUCCACAACGAAUCCCCUCUCCACGUGAGCUGCAAUUCCACACACAAAGCAUAAUGCAGAACGCUUUAAUCAAAAAGAAGCUGGAAGAGCAACAGGAGAACUAUCGUAGAAGGCAGGAGAUCGAGAAGCAACAGCAACAAUCGCAUCAUGGUGGAGCUUCAGCUAGUGGGAAUGGAAUGCCUGGUGGUUCUGAUCUUGUGGAUCCUAUUACGAUGCAACAGUUUUGUCAUUCACCGCCACCAUCGCAGCCACAGCACCAGCAAUCACAACAGCCACAUAGUAUCCAAGUCAAUUCCCCAACGCCCCUUGCAUUCACCCCGACUUCAGUUCUUCGAAAAAUGACUGCAGAAAAGGAUAAUCUCGGGAGCGCCGGAAGCAAUAGCACCGGCGGUGAUUCUUCAAAGAAUUUAAAUUCGUCGAAUGUUAUGCAGUCCAUUUUAAUGUCAAAUGUAAAUGCUGCAGUUUCUGUUCAUCAGCAACAUCAAUCACAACCACGUAUGAUACUCGGAAGCGGAAGUGCGGUCCAACAACAGCAAAAUCAACACAGUCAACCUCCGUACGGUGGAACUGGUGGCACGGCUGGAAUGAGUGGUCCAUCAAUCUCGCCUCAAACAGCUGCUCUGCAACAAGUCAUGCGAAAUAAUCAGGCAAAGUGGAAUCAAAUGAAUCUCAAUCAGAUGAAGCCUAUGGGACGACCUAUUCUCAAAGGACGACCUGUGAGCGUUCCUGAUCAGGCGCCUCCAAUGCAGUCUGUCAUAAUUCCACCAGCGCCACAAAUCCCCUACGGCAAAAAUAUGGAUUUUCAUCAGCAACAUCAACAGACAGCAGCCCAACAACAGUUGCAGCAACAUCAACAGCAUUUCCAAUUAUUGCAACAUCGACAACGCAUUCGGGCACAGCAAUUCCAGCAUAUUCAAUAUCGUCAACAAAUAUUACAGAAGCCUAGUGGAAGUAGUGCCGGUACAAAUCAAGGACCAGCAAACAUGUCAAUAAACAGUGUACCGGAUGCAACAUCAUCCGCCUCGUCUAAUCAAAAUUCCCAACCGGUACUUCAUAUUGUUCCAUCGGUCGUUCCGGGACCGACAGUUCCUGGCCCAGGGAACAAUACAAACAGCCCCACAGCAGCUGCUGCUGGCGUGGCAAACAGUGGAAACAGUAGCGGCAUCGGAAUAAAUUAUCAACGUGAUGGCGGACUGUCGCCAACAAGUAAUCAGUUAGCACGAUGGUUCUCACCAGAACUAUUAGCUAAAGCGUCAGCUGGAAAGCUACCAUCACUGAAUAUGGGACAGGCACUGAGCUUGGAAGAAUUCGAACGAAGUAUCCAACAUUCCUCGGCUGCAGUACACAAUUAAUUAUGUCUAUCUAGAGAAACAAUGAAGGAUGUGAGAGUUUGGCAGCGCUCCUCCAGUGUCUAUCUGAAAUAGAGGGGAGUAAUUCACUUUCAGAAAGGUCUACAAUUAAAUUCGUUACUGUCAUCCUAUCGUGAUCGUUCUACUUCAAAAUCAUCAUUUAUGCCGCCGCUUCGUUGGAAUUCUGUGGAGUUAAUUACAAUAAUUGACGCUUAAAAACCUGAGUUCUCAUGCCCGCGUGACCUAUUCAAUUAUGAGAUACUUCUAUUUGAUAGGCUGAAUUUAUGAAUGAAUUAUAUAGACUUGUAUAUCUUCACUGUUUCCGCCACCAAUCAGUUGAUACCCCUACUACGUCCUAGCUAUUAUGAAUCUGAGUUUUGAUGUUUGUGUAUCGGUUCCGUCGUUAUUAUUUUCCUUUGAAAUCAUGAAAUCUUAUUUGGAUAUCGCAGGUGUACAUGAUAUCGCACGAGAUUUGAAGUAAACAUGUUGAAAACGAACAUAAUUAUUAAUAUAUUAUGAAAUACAGUAAAUUUCUGGUUCUUCUAAAGAGGGACGAAACUAGAAGAAUGUGAACAUUUAUCAUAAGUUGUAACAAAUUGUCGUGUAAACAGCAAAAUAUGAAAGGAAGAAACCAAUGAUUUCCCACUUCUGUUAUUUCACGUUUUUAAUUUCUUUAUAAAAAGCAAAGGAUCAUGAAUAUUUUAGUUUGAAGCAAAACAAAAAACUCAUAUGAGAAUGAAAUACCGAAAAUAAAGAAGAGAAAAAACAAA